AGACGGAGUAAAGAAAAAGAAGAAGGCGAAGGAGAAGAAAAUUACAAUGAUGAUGAUUAGGAGUAGGAGAAGGAAAAGGAUCGAGGAGGGGGGAGAAAAAGAAGAGGAAGAUUAGAAAGAUAAAUAAGGGAAAAAUACCAAAAAAACAAACAAACAAAUAAUUUACUUCGGAAGCAGAAAAGUUGAAGAUAGAAGAAAUAAAAAUGAAGAAUAAGACGUGAAGGAUAAAACGAAAAAGGAUCUGCUUCAGUUACUCAUCAUAUUGAUUCGUUUUCUGUUUCAAAUCUAGAUUUAGAAUAUAGAGAAUUUUUUAAUGGGCAACCAAAAGAAAUAUAUGAAAAGAACCUGCAUUUUUUUUCUGUUUUAUUUCAUGAUGACUAACAUUUGUUAUUUCCCAAUCCACUGAAAAAGUAGUUUGCAAGGAAACACAUAUCAUACAUGCUAUAUAGAGGAUAUAAAAGUCAAAUAACGCGAAAAAGAAUUGCUUUGUGCCAAAUAUGUUGACUGGGUAACGAGUGUUUUUUUCCCAUAAACCAAUAAAAAGCUAGUAGCUAGGGCAUAGAAAAAUUCAAUAAAUUAACAACUUCGUAAUGAAGUGUUUUACCACGUGCUACUGCCACUCGGCGAGCGUUGAUGCCGAAUUAUUUAUAUAUAUGCCUCGGCCAGAGGGAAUCUUAAUUAAGAUGGCGGCUGCGGGCUUCAUGAUUCUCAGGCUAAUACAGAGAAAGCCAAUCCAGUUAUAAUCGAGAUCAGUGAUCCAAACCCAUGCUUGCUCUCCCUCCAGCAAAACACGUAUUGGUCAGUUUUUUUUACGUGUUUUUAUACAGGGUCGCUGUUCAUGCUGAGCCGCCUCCGCCUGUGUCUAUCGCCUGCAUGAUGGAAUCAGUCCUUUCUAUCAUGUCUCGUCUUGGGUUUUCCUAUUCUUUUUCUUCCCCAUAUACCCAUAUCCAAUAGCUACUCUCCUUUCGUCACUUUCUCCGUCUCUCCUCAUGACCUGCCCGUACCAUCAUCUCAUCUCUCCCUCCGGCAAAACACCCUACCCCUAAAAAUGGCUCCGGAAACACCCUACCCUCCGAAAGGCUGCAGAAAAACGAAAAAAAAAACGAAAAUGGUGAUGCACAAGCCACCUCAGACUGGCACCGACAAAAUUUAAUAGUGAAGAGACAUAAGUAGCAUCUCGCGUCCUCCAUGAGAAAAAAAAAGAAUUGAAAGGAAAAUGCAUCUGCUUGAGAAUAGUAAUAAGUUCAGAGAGAGAGAGAAAGGGGUGGACUUGGACAGGUACCGUUGUACUCCUUCCCUUGGAUCUCAUCCAAGGGGAAAAAACUGAAGAUCUAUGUUAUACAGUAUUCAUAUUAUUGACAUCUUUGAAAAGAAAGUGUAGAACUUAUUCAAUCAUAAGAGAUAAAUUAUUUAUAAGUAUAAAAAUAUCUUGAAAUAGGAAUAAAAUUUCAUAGAAUGUAUAAAGUGGCAAUAAUGAGAUAGUCGUUUGACUACCAGUGUGGUGUAAUGUAAACAUCUGUUCCUGCGCGCCAGCUUAACUUCAAGUCCUCUCGCCGUGAUGGAGUGGAACACGGAAAUUAGUCAAGCUCUCCUGGAGAAAGUUCGACCCCAAGAGGUGCUUUGGGAUGUUAAGCAUCCCGAUUUUCCCAAGAAAACUCUGAAGCGGGCCACUUGGGACACAGUUUGCAGGGAGCUGAGAGCUGAGCACCCUGAGGCCACCACACACCUCACCACAGAUGGUGUCAUGGCCAGGUUUACUUACUUGCGGGGUAACUUCCAAAAGCUGCUACGAGUGGUGGAGAGGACACCAAGUGGUUCAGGUGGGGAGGCAACGCCAAAAUGGGAAUUCUUCUCUGCGUGCUCAUUCCUACGCCCUGUUUAUGCAAAUUCCAAGAGCGAGCCUUCUAUCACUUCGCCAGUGCUGACACCCUCUGACACUACAUCUACAUCUAUGCUCACAUCUUCUCCCACUUUGUUUUAUGUCUCUCCACCUGUGCCUUCACCCUCUCCAUCCUGUUCUUCUGACAGUGUCUCUGUGUCGUCACCUUCUUCACCAACACUGUCCCCUACAGUGGUUGGGUUUAAGAGUGGGCCUCCAAGAGCCAAAAGGUCCAGAUAUAGUGAUUUCAAACAUGUGCAUAAUAUGGUAAUGGAUUCCUUAACAGAAUUAGAGACUGUACUGAAAGAAGUAGGUGAUAAAAAAAAGGAAACGCAUUCCAAUCCUGAAGAAUUGCUCGCUGAAAGAUCUGUGAAGGCUUUAAUGGCCUCAAUACCAGACUCGCAUCGCCAUCUUCGGAUAGAAUUCAAUACUAUACUUUUAAAUCUGAUUGCUCAAAUGUAUGAAAAAUACAAAAGUGAGACGAGCACUGAGUAAUGUCAUGCAUUACUUGAACUUAACUUUAAAAUUAUCAUGAAUAAUAUGUAAAUGAAUAUUAUUAUAUUUUUUUUAUCAAAACCCCUUGUGUUGUAUUAUUUACACCAUGGUCCUUGACCAGUACUGGCAUUGUUAUCAGUAAUUAUUGAAGAUAAUUCUUGUCUUAUAAAAUAAGUACAUUGUAAAAAUGUGAGAAUUGCUGCAAAAUUAUGUUAAGGAGCUUAUAUUUAUUGCAAGAGAUCAUUUCUUACCCUAAGUAACAUUCAUAGCCACACCCACCACUCAUACUGUGAGGGUAAAACUUACCAUAAAUUUCCUUCUCUCUGUUCCUUUAUCUCCAGUUUCCUUUCCGACCGUUCUAUCUCUGCUGUGGUAGAUCACUGUUAUUCCCCUAAACCUAUCAACAGUGGUGUCCCACAGGGCUCUGUCACAUCACCCACUCUCUUCCUGUUAUUCAUCAAUGAUCUCCUUUCCAUAACAAACUGUCCUAUCCACUCGUACACUGAGGACUCCACUCUGCAUUAUUCAACUUCUUUCAACAGAAGACCCUCUCAACAGGAAUUGCAAGACUCCAGACUGGAGGCUGCAGAAGGCUUAACCUCAGACCUUGCUAUCAUUUCCGAUUGGGGAAAAAGGAACCUUGUGUCCUUCAAUGCCUCAAAAACCUAAUUUAUCCACCUAUCAACUCGACAAUCUUCCAAACACCUAUCCCCUAUUCUUCAACAACACUCAGCUGUCACCUUCAACAAUAAAUAUCCUCGGUCUAUCCUUAGCUAAAAAUUUCAACUGGAAACUUCACAUCUCCUCUCUCACUAAAUCAGCCUCCUCGAGGUUGGGCGUUCUGUAUUGUCUCCGUCAGUUCUUCUCCCCCGCACAGAUGCUUUUCCAUAUAAGGGCCUUGUCCGCCCUCGUAUGGAGUAUGCAUCUCACGUGGGGGGGGGGCUCCAUUCACAGCUCUCUUGGACAGAGUGGAGUCCUCUUCAUCUCAUCAGCUCUCCUCCUACUGACAGCCUUCUACCUCUUAAAUUCCGCCGCCAUGUUGCAUCUCUUUGGAUGAAUUUCAGCACGGUACCGUGUCUUUUGUCAACUGCCUAUUGUGAUCCGUCCCACCUAAGUUUUUUUUUUUUUUUUUUUUAGUAAAUGACGCAUGUUUUGAAUUUGAAAAUUGCUUGAAAUAUUAAAGUUUCUUCCUGCACCCCUUGUAUGUCAGUACAUGCGAUAA
This is a messenger RNA of Eriocheir sinensis (Chinese mitten crab), 3596 nucleotides long. RefSeq lists its product as uncharacterized. Gene Ontology annotation, cellular component: transcription regulator complex; nucleus. The transcript is spliced from 2 exons. Lineage: Eukaryota; Metazoa; Arthropoda; Malacostraca; Decapoda; Varunidae. Bases 1559 to 2374 code for a protein of 271 amino acids. The record is from RefSeq and is a predicted model, not a curated record. Gene Ontology annotation, biological process: regulation of transcription by RNA polymerase II.